CAUUAAAAUACGAGCCGGAGAAACCUGCUGCUUCUGCGUUGAAGUUCACCGACCUGAGGAGGAUUUGAUUCUGUAAUUUUUUGGAGGUUGGGGGGUGUUUGCCUGCAGUUAGAGCUGCACAAUGAGCUCUGUUGUUAUUGACCUGAGAGAGGAAGGAAUGUGGGGGCAGCUGAUUAUCAGAGCAGUGUGUGUGUGUGUGUGUGUGUGUGUGUGUUGGAGUGUAAAGAGCCAGGUUCAAGCUUUUGCGUCCACAGUGAUUCAGUCGACAGGAGGAGGAAGCAGAAAAACUGGACCUGCUGCUUCUCAUUUCCCUGCUGGGGUUUUGUUGUUUCCUUCAGACCAACAUGGCUGAAACGCAGAGAGUCACGGCUCAGGGCAGGAAGAGAUGGGGUAUUCCACAGAGAGGAGUUACUGAUGAGAAUAAACCGAGCCCCUGCUCUUCUGACCGAGAUGCUCAUAGAAAUCUGGCGGUUCCUUUCAGAGGUCACAUCACAGGUGGGAUGAGGCCGGGGAAGAAGGUGGUGGUGGUGGGUGUUGUGGACCCUCGUCCUGACAGGUUCUACAUCGCCCUGACCUGUGGUUGUGGGACGUCCAGGGAGCCUCCGCCCGAUGUGGCCCUGGAGCUCUGUGUCCGAUUCAGGGACCGACAAGUCCUGCGACGGGCCUGCGUGUCCGGAUCCUGGGGAGACGUCGACAGAGCCGUCCCUUUCUUCCCCUUCAUCAGAGACCAGCCGUUCAAGAUUGAGAUCCACUGCGAACAGACCCGGUUCCGUGUGUUUGUGGACGGGCAGCAGCUGUUUGACUUUCACCACAGACUGACGUCGCUCAGUGACAUCGACACGUUGUGGAUUAAAGGCAGCGUCACCGUCACUAAACUGGCCUGAUGUUAAAGGACGUCACUGACGAACUCCCUGAGCUCGAGCCUCCUCUGGAAGACGAGGAAACACCGGGACUCUCCAGGUGUUUAAUGAGGAGAGAGGUCGACUUAACAUCAGUGAAAGAACAUUUACUCUAGUACUCUACAAGUCUCAGGGACUUUUACUUGAGUAUUUUCUUUUCAUUUCUACUCCUUUAGAUUUCAGAGGGAGGUGAACUUUUUACUGCACAUUUAUCACUAGUUUCUUUUCGUACAAAACAUUAAGAGUUCAUGAAAUAUCAAGAUUUGUUACCUUGGAUGAGGAGCUUAUAUUUUGUUUGUUUGUUUGUUUGUCUGUCAGCAGGAUACAGGUGACUGUGUUGAAAUGUUUACUCACUGUGUGAGUGAGACUGGACACGUGUAGUGCAGCAGUUUGACCACAGGGUGGCAGCAGAGGUUUGGAUUGUGGCACACACGAGGACUUAAAAGUGUAAAAGAGUCAGAGUCUGAACUCGGCCUUUCAUCAGUGUCGCUUAAUAUAAAAGAAAGAAACAGAAAAUUAGAGUUUAAAUAAUAUAAUUGUAUUAGUUGGAUUCAACAAAACAGAAACAUUUACAGAGAAAAAGAGAAAAAGUCACGAUUUCAGGGGAAUAAAGUUGUGAUUUGCACUUCUC
Messenger RNA from Lates calcarifer (barramundi perch), 1530 nucleotides. Its product is annotated as galectin-related protein. The record is from RefSeq and is a predicted model, not a curated record. Lineage: Eukaryota; Metazoa; Chordata; Actinopteri; Centropomidae. The coding region runs from base 345 to 884 and encodes 179 amino acids. The transcript has 5 exons. Gene Ontology annotation, molecular function: carbohydrate binding.